CCCUUCCCAUAUUUAGACUUAUCUUGGUUUUUAGGGUUUUUGAUUCAACAAAUUGAUUGCCAAAAAAUGGAAAGGUCGGGGGUUUCUGAUCAGCACACCGACUCAAGAUCCCCUUUUGAUUAUCAGAAACUAGAAGCUGAGACACCACGUUCAUGGAACGCCGGCGAUUUCGACCGGCGGUUCGCGUUUUCCCGCCAAACGUCCUUCAAUCGGCAGCCUGGUGAACAACCACCUCAUACGCCAGUAUCCAUAAUUUCUAGCGAUUAUUCUUCCAAAAGGCCUUUGCUUUCUCGUACUUCAUCUAAGAUUGAUAUACUUCCGCCGCCGAAGAGUUUUCCUCAGCAACGGGAAUAUGGAGGUGAUAGACUGUGGAUGGAAGAAGAUCCUUCUUCUUUCAGUAAAAGUGAAAGGUUUUCAAUUCCAGCGUUUGUUUUUUCCUUGUUUAAUGUUGUUAGAUCGGGUAACCGACCGAUGAAGAGAUUGGCUAUGCUUAUUUCACUUAACGUGGCUUGUUCGACGGCCGAAUUGCUUAUUGGCCUUAUAUCGGGUCGAGUAGGUUUGGUGUCCGAUGCAUUUCAUUUGACAUUUGGCUGUGGCCUUUUGACAUUUUCUUUAUUUGCAAUGACUGCUUCUCGGAGAAAACCUGAUCGAGUUUACACUUAUGGGUACAAAAGGCUAGAAGUUUUAUCUGCUUUCACCAACUCUCUAUUUCUUUUGUUUAUGUCAUUUUCCUUGGCCGUUGAAGCACUUCAUGCGUUUGUACAAGAUGAAUCUGAGCACAAGCAUUACUUGAUUGUUUCUGCUGUGACGAACCUUUUUGUGAAUCUAAUUGGCAUUUGGUUCUUCAGGAAUUAUGCUCGGAUUAGUCUUGUUUAUAGAAAUGCUGAAGAUAUGAACUACCACUCAGUUUGCUUGCAUGUUGUUGCUGAUUCCAUUCGUAGUGCAGGCUUGAUUCUGGCUUCUUGGCUAUUGAGCCUCGGGGUUGAGAAUGCUGAAGUUUUGUGUUUGGGACUAGUUUCAUUCACCGUAUUUAUGCUUGCUAUGCCACUUUUCAAAACAAGCGGUGGCAUCCUUCUUCAGGAGGCGCCGCCUAAUAUUCCGUCAUCAGCGUUGAGCAAAUGCUGGAGACAGGUGGCUUCUCUUGAAGAUGUUAUUGAAGUAUCUCAAGCUCAAUUCUGGGAAUUUGUGCCAGCUCACGUGGUCGGCUCAGUUUCACUACAGCUGUGGGCCUUCAUGAACAAUUGCUCUACUCUUUUGGGUCGAGGCCAUGUUUGCGUACAUCUCACCCCACCCUCAAAGACCUCACCUCCGGGUGGGAUAUACUCGGCGUGUUUUGGUUUGGACUGUGACAGGUCUUCGUACAUCCCAUCUCUCAUAGACAUCGCUCUCAAGUGGGAUAUACCAAGUUUGUUUUGGUUUGGUGAAAAAAGGGGUGGAUGAUGAACCCAUACUUGGUUUUGUGCGUGAUUUAUACCAUGAUUUAGGCAUACAAGAUUUCACCGCACAAUUGGACCCGGCAUGAGCCCAAGCCUGAGCUAUUGGAAACUCUUACACUGGUAGAUAUUUUGAACACCAGAGAAAAGGAAGUAUACAAGUAUGAGAGGGUAAGAAAUACCCGAGUAAAAGUCAUUUUUAUUAGCUUGGUUGAACAUUGUAAAGAUUUGAGGAGCUAGUUGAAUCGAGGCCAGUGUAUAUACUGUUCUAUCUUGUCUGAUGAGCUGGUUACUGGCCUUGGUUUUGCCUUUCGGUUUUUAGGUUUUGACAUUGGGUAUUGAACUUCGAUUUCUUCUUGUUUUAAUGAACACCAAUCUUGGAUCGUCUUCUCUGGGAUUGUGUUUUAUGCUUUCAUGGUUA
Cynara cardunculus var. scolymus (artichoke) is the source of this 1854-nucleotide messenger RNA. RefSeq names its product metal tolerance protein C2. Bases 67 to 1440 code for a protein of 457 amino acids. The record is from RefSeq and is a predicted model, not a curated record. Gene Ontology annotation, molecular function: zinc ion transmembrane transporter activity. Gene Ontology annotation, cellular component: Golgi apparatus; membrane. The transcript has 11 exons. Gene Ontology annotation, biological process: transmembrane transport; intracellular zinc ion homeostasis; zinc ion transport. Lineage: Eukaryota; Viridiplantae; Streptophyta; Magnoliopsida; Asterales; Asteraceae.